This is a messenger RNA of Podospora anserina S mat+, 1491 nucleotides long. RefSeq lists its product as uncharacterized. The record is from RefSeq and is a predicted model, not a curated record. NCBI's taxonomy places the organism in Eukaryota, Fungi, Ascomycota, Sordariomycetes, Sordariales, Podosporaceae. The transcript has a single exon. The annotation marks the transcript as partial.
GUUCCUACAAGGCUGUUGGAUGUCACGGCGAUCAUCGAUAACAAGAUUCGCGUUGUCGAGUCGAAAUCAGUGCCGAAUAUCGGGAAUCAUGCUAGAUGGGCGGCUCUGAGCUACGUCUGGGGUGGUUUACAACCCGUGCGUACCCUCAAGGCGAAUAUCGAGGACCAUCACAAAGGCAUCCCGCUAGCCAAACUUCCACCCACCAUCCAGCACGCCAUUGCAGUCUGCCAAAACAUUGGAAUCCCCCAUCUCUGGAUUGACUGUCUCUGCAUCAUCCAAGACGACAACGACGACCUGGCAGUCGAGCUCCGGUCCAUGGCCCAAAUCUACCAGUACUCCACAGUGACCAUAAACGCCGCCUCCGCCGACUCGGUUCACAAAGGAUUCCUCCAAGACCGCCCCAUCUACUUUUACGAGGACACCGUCCACCCAGUGCAAAUCAGUUUCCGGCCGUCCAAGAGCAGCCCCAACCCCAACACCACCGCCCUCCUCCUCAAAGCCAACAACAGCUAUGGCCUCGAAGACCUGGACCCCAUCCGCACCCGCGGCUGGACCUACCAAGAACGUAAACUCCCCGUCCGUUCCCUCCACUACUCCACCGCCGGCCUCGAAUGGUCCUGCCGCCACGUCGUCGCCACCACCGUGACCGGCGCCAACAAACGCGACGAUCCCUUAUCGCGUGACCUCCCCGUUGUUCCCGGCCAAGCGCUCGCCCCAUGGUCGAGGAUUGUAUCAGAUUACACCAACCGCAAGCUGUCCUUUCCCGGCGACAAGAUCACCGCCGUGUCCGCCAUCGCGGCAAUUUACGAGCAGGAGCAGAAAAAGACGUACGUGGCUGGGUUGUGGAAGGAGGACAUGCCCGCCUGUCUUGUCUGGUCUGUCAUGGCGAGCGGGAUGAGGCCCCGGUACGGGGUGUACACUGGGCCUAGCUGGUCCUGGGCGUCGACGGACUCGCAUGUGUCGUUCAAGACGGAGGAAGAAGAUGAAGAAGGGGUUGUCUUUUAUGGGACUGUUCUCAAGGCUGAGGCUGAGCCGGUGAUGCCUAAGGCGAGGUUUGCGGCGGUGAAGAGUGCUUCGUUGGUGAUUAGGGGGAGGGUUCAUCGGGUUAGUUUGAGGGUUGAUUUUGAGACCGUGGAGUCAGACAUUGAGGGUGUUGUUUCGAAAGAAAAGAAGGCAAAUGUGACGGUCACGGCUGCGAGGGCAUAUGCCGAUAAGAUUGGGGUUAACCUUGAUGCUUGGGAGGAUGGGUGGGCGGGGGAUUCCGGGUCUGCUGUUGUGGACGUGUUGUUGAUGCCAUUGUUCGAACGGACAGUGCAUGAUCCGGACAUUGGGAUGUCGAACUGGGGAGGUUUGGUGGUUGUCGAAACUGAAAAGGGAGCUUAUCGCAGGAUUGGGUAUUUUGAAGAGUACUUUUACAAGAGGACCGUCGGGAGAGUGACGUUUGCCGAUUUUAUUGUCGGGGCUGAGUUGAGGGAUGUCUUGUUGGUGUAA